AUGUCCGCUACCCCCAACAUCAACUCCGAAUACGACAUCAUCGUCGCAGGAGGUGGAACAAGUGGUUGUCUUCUUGCCUCUCGCCUGGCCUCCGCAGACUCCUCUCUCCGGAUUCUUGUCCUCGAAGCCGGGCCACCAACCAAGGAUCUCCUCACGCACAUCCAACCCGCGCGGUACCUCUCGCAUCUCGCCCCCACCUCUACUACUGUUCGCUUCCACGCCGCGCAGGCCUCCGAGAACCUCGGCGGGCGUAAGAUUGUCGUCCCAUGCGGUCAAUGCUUGGGCGGCGGGUCCAGUGUCAACUUCGCGAUGUACACCAGGGCAAGUAGAUCCGACUAUGACGACUGGGAGGAGACGUACGAGAAUCAAGGUUGGGGUUCCAAAGACCUUAUCCCGUUGCUCAAGAAGACUGAGACCUACCAGGAGGGAGAUGAUGCCCUUAACCAUGGUUCUGGCGGUCCCCUUAAGGUGUCAUAUGGAGGUAAAUUCACCAAUGUCGGCCAACAAUAUCUCGAUGUCGCCUCCAAGUUCGACAAAGAGCGGGGACCGAACGCUGCUGAAGGGGAGAACGUUGACCCGAACGAUCUUGUAACUGUUAACAAGUACGGAAGAUGGCAGAAGUGGAUUGAUACCUACUCUGGAAAGCGUUCCGACGUUCCCCACCAUUUCAUUUAUAACCCAGAGUCCGAACAGAAUGAGAACCUCCAUGUUGUCACUGGUGUGCUCGUCCGCCGCGUCUUGAUCGAAGGAGACCGUGCCACAGGCGUUGAAUUCUCAUUCAACCCACGCUUCUUCCCGGACGUACCACCAGCCAGCCACACGGUCUCUGCCAAACAAAUGGUCGUCGUGUCCGCCGGAACGUUCGGUAGUCCAGGUAUCCUAGAGCGUUCUGGAGUCGGACGCCGAGACGUAUUGGAGAAGUGUGGCGUCGAUGUCAGGGUUGAGCUCGAAGGUGUCGGCGAGGGCUACCAAGAUCACAACGUCGUUUUUGUUCCAUACUUGGCCGCUCCGGAUGCUGACACGUUGGACGCCAUCGUCAGGAAUGAUACCGACGAGAUUUCACUGGCUUCUGGUCAAUGGUUCAAGGAUGGCAAAGGUUUGAUGGCACACAACGGUAUUGAUGGCGGUGUCAAGAUGAGGCCCUCUCCUUCCGAGCUCGAAGCUUUCGGUCCCGAAUUCAAGAGGCGCUGGGACACGGAGUUCGUCGACAAGCCUGACAAGCCUGUUCUCUGGAUGGGCAUUGUGUCCAUGCUCGUCGGUGACCCCUCUACUGUGGCCCCCAGGAAAUAUUUCAGCCUUGGUUUCUAUAACGAAUAUCCCGCCGCGCGUGGCCAUAUUCAUAUCACUGACUGCGAGGAUGUUCAGGCGCCGACCGACUUCAGAACUGGGUUCUUAGACGACAUGGCCGAUGUGAGACCUUUGGUCUGGGGUUACAAGUUCACGCGUGAGAUUGCUCGCCGCAUGCCCGUUUUCCGUGGCGAGCUUGCAGAAAUGCACCCUAAGUUUCCCAAUGGCUCUAAGGCAGCUCUUAUCCAUGAAACUGACAAGGGAUCUGGACCACUUGACCUCAACGCCCCCAUGGCGGAAUACGGUCCAGAGGAUGAUGCCGCCAUCGAGAAGUAUACCAGAGAGUUUGUUUCGACGGCGUGGCACUCGCUCGGUACAUGUUCUAUGAAGCCUCGCGCCAAGGGCGGUGUUGUCGACUCUAGGCUCAAUGUUUACGGGGUACAAGGCCUCAAAGUCUGUGACAUGUCCAUCUGUCCUGGCAACGUUGGUGCCAACACUUACUCCACCGCCCUCGUUGUGGGUGAGAAGGGCGCUACAAUCAUCGCUCAGGAACUGGGAAUCCAAGUAUAAGGUC
This is a messenger RNA of Stereum hirsutum FP-91666 SS1, 1861 nucleotides long. Its product is annotated as alcohol oxidase-like protein. The transcript has 19 exons. The record is from RefSeq and is a predicted model, not a curated record. Gene Ontology annotation, molecular function: flavin adenine dinucleotide binding; oxidoreductase activity, acting on CH-OH group of donors. NCBI's taxonomy places the organism in Eukaryota, Fungi, Basidiomycota, Agaricomycetes, Russulales, Stereaceae. Bases 1 to 1857 code for a protein of 618 amino acids.